CCUCCGUCCUCCUUUCAGAAGUCAUGUGGUUCCUGCUCCUGUAUUUGCAAAUAUCAGCUAUUCAAGGUCUUAAUGUGAUUUUAAGUGGAUCUGACAGCCCGUGUAAAGGCCGGCUGCAGGUGCGACGGGACAGUAAAAGCCCGUGGGGCUUGGUGUGUCAUUAUGGGUGGACCUCCAAAAAUGGAGAGGUUGUGUGUAAAUCAUUAAGGUGUGGGGACGUUGUGAGGUCUGGUAUGCAAAUUACCCUAUACAGAGAUCCACCUCUACCCGAACAAUAUUUGAUGGAUCAAGUGAAUUGUGAAUCUACUGAAACAAGCCUUUGGAAUUGCACAUUUUCACCUGCAGUUGAGUGCAAAGGAAAUAGUUCUGUUUAUGUUGAAUGCUCCGGAAAUGUUAAACCGAGUUUGAAUCUGAAUGGGCAAAGGGAUAAAUGUGCUGGAGUGGUGGAGUUCUCAACGGAGAGCGGCACCUUUGGUGUCUGUAAUUCUGACUGGAAUGAGAAGAAUGCAGACAAGAUAUGCCAGGAGGUUAAUUGUGGAGGUCAUUAUCGCAUCCCCAACCCUGGAAUCUUCCAAGUACAACAGAGAGAACAAAAUGUAUUGCUUAAUUGGGAUGCCAAAUAUCAGCACUCUUGGCAAAGUAUAGAGUGGAAAAACUGCAAACAACAAGCCAGUGUGAUCUGCACCAAGCACACAAUGUUUCGUCUGCAAGAUGGCAACAAUCUUUGCUCUGGGUUGGUGGAAAUGUACAAUAUCACAGGUAAAACAUGGGUUCCUCUUCAGAAGGAAGAUGUCAGUGCUGAAGUCAUCUGUACGCAAUUAAAUUGUGGUACCACUGGAAAUUUCACAAACAAUGGCAGCCUCCAACUGACAUGCUCAGUCAACGCCACGCUCCGCAACUUCACGUCAAAGUGUUUUGGAGAUGUUUCUUUUCUUGUGAACGGCUCUGACUAUGGAGUGUGCUUCGGUGAACAUAAGAAUCUGGGGAAAGUGGUCUGUCGAGAGCUUGGCUGUGGAGAGGUGGUGGAUGUGAUAAAGACACAGACCCCCUCGUCUCGUAAUGGUUUGCUAAGUAUAGUUGAGUGCCAGGGCAACGAGGAAUCAUUGUGGCAUUGUCUGGCCAAUCGUGAUAAAAAACUAUGCCCGACAACCACAGUUAUAUGUGCAGGCAGCUUGGAUGUGCGUUUGAGUGAUGGUCUGGGCCAAUGUUCUGGACGUGUAGAGCUGCAAUGGGAGGGCUCAUGGUUGUCCAUAAGCUCCAAAGACUGGGCCGAUGCGAACUCAGAUAUGGUUUGUGAACAUCUUAAAUGUGGUAAAUCUGCUACUAAAAAACUUACUAAAAAGUACUUCAUCGAACGGAAUCAGCACCUGGAAUCACGAUGGAGUUUCAAGUGUGAAAGUUCUUCAACAAAACUCCAUGAGUGCUUGAAGAAAAGUCAGAGUCCUCCACAUUCACCAGAGGCAAACAUGCAAAUCAUUUGCCAAAAGGAAGAACUUAGGUUCUUUGAAGGUGAUUCACCCUGCCAGGGAAGAAUACGCAUCAAGUCAUUUGAUGAUAAGGCUGAAGCUUACUGGCUGCCUAAUAAAAUGAUGGCAGAGAACAUGACAGAAGCCAACGACAUAUGCUACGCAAUGCAGUGUGGUAACGGCUCCUUUGUAAAGGAGCCCAAUAGCACAUAUGCCAAUGUCACAUGUUCAGGCCCAGUGAGUGUGAAACUUCAAAACAAGCGAAUAGAACAAUGCUGGGGAACGGUGGAGGUCUGCAGAAAUGGAACUUGUGGAGGAGUUUGCAGUGACACCUGGGGAUAUGAAGAGUCCAAAAAGAUCUGUGAUAACUUGGGCUGUGGUGAACCAAUUCCGGGCCAGUUAACAACUCCCACAAAAAGCAAAGUGACUGAGUAUAGUGUGUACUGCUUAGAAGAGGUGAACAAAAUGAGCAUGUGCAAAUUUCUUCCCAACAAUGGAAUCUGCAAUAAACCAGCCCAAGUGAUGUGCGCAGGCAGCGUCAAAGCUAAACUGGAGGAUCCAAGAGACAAAUGUGCUGGAAAUGUGUCACUGUUUUAUCUCGAGGAAUGGACACCUGUCUGCGAAGAGAGUCUUAAUACAGAGCUUAAAAAAGUAAUCUGCAGGGAAUUGAAUUGUGGGGAGCCUGACGCUAGCGAUGUGACUUUGCGAGACAAGUCCCAAAUCAAAGGAAUAUCAGGAAUUCAAUGUCCAACUGGUACCAGCUCUUUUUCCAGAUGUAACCUCAAAAGCAUUUCAUAUAAAACAAAAUGCAAUGUCGGCUAUCUGAAAUGCUCAGGAAGGAAACGACUGCUCCUGUAUGAACCGGAAGGCCCAUGCAGUGGUCCUGUAUAUGCUCUGAGUGGAGAAAAAACACAACUCAUCAGCGCACAGGGAUGGGGCCCAGAGGAAGGGCAAAAGUUGUGCGAGUAUCUACAGUGUGGAAACUACACAAACCACACCACUAUACCCAGAGAAAACAAAGAAGAUUGGAGGACUGAGAGCUAUAAUUGCUCAGGGAAGGCAGAUUUGUGGGAAUGUGAGAGAAAAGAUCAGGACAUCCAGCUUAAAGAGCAAUUAAACAUCAAAUGUGACGGUAAUCCAGACAUUAAACUCUCAAACAGAUGCACAGGCGAGGUGCUCAUAAAUAAUGAGAGUGUUUGUGCAUCUCAUUUGAACACAGAAAUGUCCAAUGAUUUAUGUGACAGCCUCAAGUGUGGUAAGGCCAUCCACCACUGGAGUACGGCAGUCCCUGUUAAAACAAAUUGCUACCAUUUCAGCUGCACUGGCAAGGAGACACUGCUGUGGCAGUGCGGCUUUGAGAAGGACAAAUGUGCGAAUAUCCUUUCUGUGGCCUGUGAAAAGAGUAUUGAGUUCGGCUCCACUGAGAAGUGUGGCGGGAAGCUUGUGGUCAAGUAUAGAGGUCAAUGGGAAUAUGUCUGUGGAAAACUAAAUGAAAUUGAUACUGAAAAUGUUUGUAAAGUGCUUAAUUGCACGAGUGUUGAAAAACCUGUGGAUAAAAUGGAAAUAUCCCAAGAAAUAAAGGUGACCAUAAAUUGUCUAGCGCAGGGCCAGAGCCUUUCUCAGUGUGUUCGUUACAAAGAAGAAAAAUGCACACAUGCAACUGCUGAAAUCCAAUGUGAAGGUUAUGUUAGAAAAGGGAAACCUCCAAUGAAUUUUGGUCUGAUAGUGGGUCUAUCGCUGGGUGUGCUGGGGUUGCUGAUUAUGGUUUUUCUGUGGAUGAAUAGGAAACGCCUACUUUUAGCCUUGAGACAUUACAGAAAUAAAAAUGGCAAAGACAUCAACAUUGAUAGUAAUGAAAUGAAUAACAUGGAGAAAGAGGACAGAGAUUUGUCUCAAGGAAAGGCAUCAUUAUUAGAUUAUGAUUACUAUGAGGAUGUGGAUUCUGACAAGAACAAAACAAAUGUGGAUGCAGAUGAUAGAAGUCAAGGCUCUUCUGGUACCGAAUAUGAUGACAUUGAGGGACAAAACGGUGACAUCUCUCCUCACCAAACUCACAAUGAUGACAACCUCCCUCUCCUUCCCAAGAGACCCGACAACAUUCUUGAAGAUCAGGACACCUAUGAAGUGGAGACAGAGAACCAGGAGGAAUAUGAUGAUGUCAUGCCCGUCGAGGCUGCAGCCGAUGAAAAUGCAGAGACGGCAGACACACAAGCACAAAUGGAUGUAGCCGUGGAUGCAGGCACAGAUUCAGAAGCAGGUACAGGUGUAAAUGCAGAUGCAGUGGUGGUGACCGCUGAGGUAGAAGUUCAUGCAGAACAAGAGUAAUGAUGCAGCCUCAUGGUUACACUUUAUUUCGAUGGUCCACUUUAGACAAUGUAUUAAUUAUAAGUCAACUACAUGCAGCUAUCUUUCAUUAACUUUCAUCCUCUGUUCAGGUCAUUUUGACAUUAAAUUAAUUUUCUUUUAAUUGUUAAAAAUUGAGUUUUCAUCGGAGUAGUCCAAGAUCUCGGCAGUUCUGUAGCACUUGAAACUGGUAUAUAUACACACACACCGACAAAUUGACUGGAUUCAAGGAGUUUUUGUGGUUGUGAUAAAAAAAAGUAACUAAUCAAAUGGGGAAAUUUGUUAAAAAAAAAAAAAAAAACCUGGCACAAUCCAGAACACACACACAAAUGAAGGCAUGAGAAUACAGAACACACUCACAUGCAUACACACACUUGUACACACACACACACACACAAUCCUAAAAAUCCUCAAAAGGAACGGUGGGCAUGUAACGGGGGCAAAGGUUUUGUUCUUGUUUUGUUGUGUUUUUUUUUUUUUUUUCUCUAAUAAAAAUCAAUCAGUCACAAUGCAGACUGCACACAGAUACAGUACUUGCAAAGUUACUUAUAGUUGGUAGAAUGUCUAAAGUAAACCAUUAAAAUACUAAAGUGUUAACCCAAAUUUGACUUUUAAGAUAAUAAUAUUAAGAGAUAACAUUUUAUGUUCUUAGUGUACUGUAGAACAGUGGGAAGAUAAUACAGUCCUAAAUGCUGUGUAUUGAUUCUAACUCUCAAGAUUUAUAAGAAAAAGGACACUGUUUUAGAAUAACAAAAUCAUUAUCUUCACAACAGAGUAUGACUUGAUAAAAAAUAGCUAUUUUUUUUGUGUCAACGACAGCCAAAGUUGAUGAAAUUCUUUAGGUUUUGAUGUGUUUUGUAGUUGUUUUGAUCUGUUUUAAGUCUUUUACAUUCUUUUUCAUUUGUUUUUCAUGUGUUGAAGCUCAUGAGCAGGUCCAUGUGAGAUUUCUGCAGAAAUCCUUGAAAUCAAAAUUUGAUAUAGGCUAUUCUGUUCAUUUGUUUUCAUAAAAUCUUUUAAAAUUGUCAAGUUUUUGUAUAAAAAAAAAUUAUUUAAAGGGAUAGUUUACCAGACACCCUCUGUUUGUUGCAAAUCUGUAUGAAUUUCUUUCUUAAAGAUAUUUCGAUGAAUAUGGGUAACCAAACAGUUGAUGGGCCACAUUGACAUCUAUAGUAUGACAUAAUAGAAAUUCAUACAGGUUUGGAACACAUUGAGGAUUAGUAAAUGAUAACAGAAUUUUCAUUUUUUGAGUGAACUAUCCCUUUGUACACUAUAGCUGUGUCCCAAUUCAGAGGCUGCAUCCUUCAUUGGCUGCAUUCGAAGGCCAAAAAGGAAGCAUAUUUCAUUUGGGCCUACUACUAUGAGCAUGUAUAAAAUUAUAAUUAUGUGACAUUAAUUUUACUAAAUCAUCACAUUUUUAAGAGUUUCUAUUUGUUUUAAAAAGAAUUGUGGUUUUAAAUUUUACAAUAAGAUCCAAGUUUUCUGUUCUGUUUUUAUUUUGCUAUAUUAAGCUGUAAACUCAAAUAUUGCACUGUUUAGAAACUUUGCAGUCUUUUCAUUUUGACCCGCGUUAUUUUAUUUGCUUGCUUUGAAAAUGGCUUUUAUAAAUUUUUCGAUUUUAUAGAUCUAUUUCACAAUAAAGUAAUUGACAG
Molecule: messenger RNA, 5458 nt
Organism: Megalobrama amblycephala (Wuchang bream)
Lineage: Eukaryota; Metazoa; Chordata; Actinopteri; Cypriniformes; Xenocyprididae
Product: scavenger receptor cysteine-rich type 1 protein M130
Exons: 18
Coding region: 24-3791 (1255 amino acids)
Cellular component (GO): membrane
Source: RefSeq, a predicted model, not a curated record